Messenger RNA from Brassica rapa (field mustard), 1986 nucleotides. RefSeq names its product sugar transporter ERD6-like 6. Gene Ontology annotation, molecular function: sugar transmembrane transporter activity. NCBI's taxonomy places the organism in Eukaryota, Viridiplantae, Streptophyta, Magnoliopsida, Brassicales, Brassicaceae. Gene Ontology annotation, biological process: carbohydrate transport; transmembrane transport. The record is from RefSeq and is a predicted model, not a curated record. Gene Ontology annotation, cellular component: membrane; plant-type vacuole.
CCAGCGAAUAAUCACUACAUUACAGCCAUACAUACCCACAUUCCCAUUUUCUCCAUUUUCUAAAUAAGACGGCGUCUCUUAAUAAUCCCUUCGUAUCCAAGUCUUUCCUCCUCGAACACCAAUCUUGUAGAUCCUCUAAACCGAACAAGAAAGUCCAACACCUUUCUCCGGUUUAGAAUCUGCAUUUUAACUUCGAAAUCUUGAAGCUUUGGCUUGAGAGAUUUAGACAUAAUCAAAAAGAUGAGUUUCAGGGAUGAAACAGAGGAUGCGAGGAAUGAUCUGCGACGACCGUUCAUCCACACGGGAAGCUGGUACAGGAUGGGUUCGAGACAAUCUAGUAUGAUGGGUUCGUCUCAGAUUAUUAAAGACAACUCAAUCUCUGUUCUUGCUUGUGUCUUGAUCGUUGCUCUUGGUCCUAUUCAAUUCGGAUUCACUUGUGGUUAUUCUUCUCCAACACAAGCUGAAAUCACCAAGGAUCUUGGUUUAACUGUAUCUGAGUACUCUGUGUUUGGUUCUCUGUCCAAUGUGGGUGCUAUGGUUGGUGCAAUUGCUAGCGGUCAGAUCGCUGAAUACAUUGGAAGAAAAGGGUCUCUGAUGAUUGCUGCAAUUCCCAAUAUCAUUGGAUGGCUUUGCAUAUCAUUUGCAAAAGAUACUUCUUUUCUUUACAUGGGACGGCUUUUAGAAGGCUUUGGUGUUGGUAUCAUCUCUUACACGGUGCCUGUAUAUAUAGCUGAGAUAGCUCCACAAAACAUGAGAGGAGGAUUGGGUUCAGUUAACCAGCUUUCUGUAACAAUUGGAAUAAUGCUGGCCUACUUACUUGGACUCUUUGUUCCAUGGAGAAUUCUAGCAGUUCUUGGGACAUUGCCGUGCAUAGUUCUUAUACCAGGCCUCUUUUUCAUCCCAGAGUCUCCUCGCUGGCUGGCAAAGAUGGGUAUGACUGAUGAUUUUGAGACUUCAUUACAAGUUCUUAGGGGAUUUGAGACUGAUAUUACCGUUGAGGUUAAUGAGAUUAAGAGAUCUGUAGCAUCAUCUACAAAGAGAUCAUCUACAGUUCGGUUUGUAGAUCUCAAGCGCAGGAGAUACUAUUUCCCUCUUAUGGUUGGUAUAGGGUUGCUUGUACUUCAACAACUCGGUGGAAUCAAUGGCGUCCUGUUUUAUUCUAGUACAAUCUUUGAAUCUGCAGGAGUUACAUCGAGUAACGCAGCAACAUUUGGGGUUGGUGCUAUUCAAGUAGUGGCGACUGCAAUAUCAACAUGGUUGGUGGACAAAGCAGGUCGUCGGCUUCUGCUUACCAUCUCUUCGGUUGGGAUGACGAUUAGCCUUGUGAUUGUUGCAGCUGCUUUCUACCUUAAGGGAUUUGUGUCUCCUGAUUCAGACAUGUACAGUAUGCUGAGCAUCUUGUCAGUAGUUGGAGUAGUGGCAAUGGUUGUUUCUUUCUCAUUGGGAAUGGGACCAAUCCCAUGGCUCAUUAUGUCUGAGAUCCUUCCUGUGAACAUAAAGGGUUUAGCUGGGAGUAUAGCAACUUUAGCCAAUUGGUUCUUCUCUUGGUUGAUCACCAUGACUGCUAACUUGCUCUUAGCCUGGAGCAGCGGAGCAACUUUCACGAUAUACGGAGUGGUUUGUGCAUUCACAGUGGUGUUUGUGACUCUGUGGGUUCCUGAGACCAAAGGGAAAACGCUUGAAGAACUUCAAGCCUUAUUCAGAUGAGAAGACUUAAAACAAGUUCAUUCUUUGCAUUUAUCUCUCUCUACAUCUGUUUUGGACAAGGACGGAAGAAGCAACAAAGAAGUGUGAGAUUUUUCCAGCUGUUGGGCUGAGAAGUUACUAAGAUUUGUUUGUUUGUUAUGUGUCAAUAAUCUUUUGUUACAAUGUAUAUGACCACACUUUCAAGUUUUUUUUGUUUGUAAUUUGAUCAAGUUAUUCUCAUAGACUACAGAUUAUGCAUUGCCAGAAAUGAACAAUGAUGAUCUAGAAUUUUUAACUUUA